Molecule: messenger RNA, 1608 nt
Organism: Daucus carota subsp. sativus
Lineage: Eukaryota; Viridiplantae; Streptophyta; Magnoliopsida; Apiales; Apiaceae
Product: ubiquitin-conjugating enzyme E2 7
Exons: 1
Coding region: 907-1437 (176 amino acids)
Biological process (GO): ubiquitin-dependent protein catabolic process; protein polyubiquitination
Molecular function (GO): ubiquitin conjugating enzyme activity
Source: RefSeq, a predicted model, not a curated record
UAUAAAUUUAUUUUCAUUUUUUCACCAUGAAUUAUAGUCCAAUUUUUCAAUUUUAUAUAUUAGUAUUGAUAUUACAUCAAAAUUUUUAUAAUAUAAAUUUAUUUUAUCCUACAAGAUAUUAAUUUUGAAAUGUUAAUAUAAUUUUUAUAGACAAUCACAAAAUUAUUUUAUGAUACAAAUAUUAAUAUUGAAUCAUUAAUAUAAUUUUUAUAGGCUGCUGCAACGCGCGGAUUCUCAACUAGUUGUUCUAAAAGCAUGGGUACGGAAUACCUCAAUACCAAAAAUUUGGAAGUGUUUGCCACGGGGAGAAACAUAUCGGUGGUUUUUUUCCAAAAAUAUUUGAAUUAUAAAAAUUAUUUUUAAAAAUAAGAUCCAAUCUCGUUUGCAACCUCCAACAUACUAAUCUGAAAAUCAAUUAUAUUACAAUCUAAAAAUUCAAUCUCCAACGUAAUAAUCUGAAAAUCAACGGUAAAUCAAUUACGUUACAAACUCAAUUACAAAUUCAACCAUAUUUCAAAAAAUAAGUUUGAAAAUAUAGAUAUUGUCACGAACUUCAUUAUAUAUUAUCUGUGCAAAACCAAUUUCUUGAAAGUCGGUCAAACAUUGUUUUUGUUCCGUGGUAAUGGAGUAUUGACUAAUGAAGCCAACCAUUAUUCAGACACUGAAUUGGUUUUUAUUUUGUAUUGUUAAUGAAGUAAGAUUCCUACCUAAUGGGGAAAUUCAGAAACGUAUCUAUACAGUUUCCUCAGAGUUUUAUCCUUUGGUGAUUCUGUUCCCAUUCGAAUUCUGUAUCAAUCUUUGCUAAUAUCCAAUUUAAUUUAGGUUACAUCUUUCUCUAUAUAAACUCCCGUAGAAUAGUUCAUUGUUAAAGUUUUUCAAGUUUUCUCAGAGAGAAUCAUCAUCAACAUGGCUUCAUCAAAAGAAAAUAACACAGCUUCGUCAUCACAGGCAAACCUUCUUCUCCAGAAACAGCUGAAAGAUCUCUGCAGAAACCCGGUAGACGGAUUCUCUGCUGGCUUAAUAGAUGAAACAAACAUCUUCGAAUGGAGUGUCACGAUUAUGGGGCCACCGGGUACAUUAUAUCAAGAAGGUUUCUUCAAUGCUGUUAUGACGUUCCCAGAAGAUUACCCCUGCAACCCUCCGACUGUGAGGUUUACUUCAGAGAUAUGGCAUCCCAAUAUUUACGAGGAUGGAAAAGUUUGCAUCUCGAUACUUCACUCACCCGGGGAUGAUCCUCUUGGCUAUGAGUCUGCCACCGAGCGCUGGAACCCUGUACAUACAGUGGAGAGCAUACUCUUGAGUAUUAUAUCAUUGUUGUCGAGCCCUAAUGAUGAAUCUCCGGCCAAUGUGGAAGCUGCUAUUGAAUGGAGGGAACGAAGGGCUGAUUUCAAGAAGAGAGUUGCCCGUUGUGUCAGACGCUCACAGGAGAUGAUGUAAACCUGGACCUGGGUUGUCUCCGUAUCUACCCGAUGAUGUUUUGGUUUUAUAACUUUACUAUCCUGAUGAUGUUUUGGUUUUAUAACUUUACUAUCCUGAUGAUGUUUUGGUUUUAUAACUCAACUAUGAUCUCUUAUCCUAUAUAUAAAUUCUGAUAUUUGUUUCUUGCAA